Messenger RNA from Pseudozyma hubeiensis SY62, 306 nucleotides. RefSeq lists its product as hypothetical. Bases 1 to 306 code for a protein of 101 amino acids. The record is from RefSeq and is a predicted model, not a curated record. NCBI's taxonomy places the organism in Eukaryota, Fungi, Basidiomycota, Ustilaginomycetes, Ustilaginales, Ustilaginaceae. The transcript has a single exon.
AUGCUCGGUCGAUGUGAUUGUGAGGAUACGAACGAUGCUGACCUUCGAGCAGCUGUGUGCUGCAGCCAGAGCUCGAAAUUGAUCAAAAGAAGGAUGCUGAUCGAUCGAGAGAGGCUUCGAUCUGGUGGUAGUGCUUAUACGCCCAGCCCUGCUCGUGGCGCAAAUGUCGAGAUUCGAGAUGCGGUGCGAGAAGGAUGCCACGAAGAAGUGAUGUCUCUACACGAUCAGCAAGGAGAGAUCGAUUCGAUGGACGCGCUGAUGGAGUUACUGUGCAAAGAAGGGGGCGAAAGCAAGCGCCAAGGUUGA